UAAAUGGACCUCCUCUUUAACGCCUACUCCACCGAUUCUGAUGAAGACGACGUGCCCAAACCCGAAUUCGCACCCGAAAGUUUCAUGCCGACGCCGUCGCCGUCUUCUUCUUCGAAGCGUCCGAGACUCGGAAACCAAAUCGGCCACUCGUAUUCGGGUCAUCCGGAGACCCGAUCUCCGUUGCCCCGAGAAGAAGCUCCGCUUCCCGGUAGAUACAUUUCCAAGCGAGAGCGAGCCCAAUUUUCCUCUCUUCCCAUGGUUCCUGAGCCGGUCUCUGUUCGUAAUUCACCUGUUUUGGGGAGUAUUUCUGAUUCAAAUAUUCGCGGUGAUAUAUUGUCGUUGUUGAGGAAUAAGGCGACAAGUGUUGCACAGCGAGGAAAACUGUGUGAGAGAAUGUCUGUAGCUCUGUCUAGCCAUACAAAAGCUGUCAGCUCUGUUCAUUGGUCACCAACUCAUGCUCAUCUUCUAGCAUCUGCGGGAAUGGAUAACUCAAUCUGCAUAUGGAAUCCGUGGAGCAGCGAGCAGAAGAUAGCACGAAAAUUGUUCAUUCAUAAUGCAGCGGUAAAAGAUGUCAAAUGGUCUUGGCAAGGAUUGUCUGUGCUUUCUUGUGGAUACGACUGCUCGUCAAGGUUAGUUGACGUUGAGAAGGGGAUGGAGACUCAGAUUUUUAAGGAGGACCAAAUGGUUGGAGUUGUUAAGUUCCAUGAGGACGACUUCAACCUCUUCCUUUCUGGAGGAUCACAAGGAUGCAUAAGGUUGUGGGAUAUUAGAACCCGAAAGGCGGUUCAUGAAUUUGUGCGUGGUGGUGAGCCUGUUCUUGACGUUGAAUUCACCAGAAAUGGCAAGCAAAUUAUCUCCUCCAGUGACAUAACAAGAAGCAACGUCAGUGAAAACUCUAUUAUUGUUUGGGAUGUCUCUCGACAAGUCCCACUUUCUAAUCAGGUAUAUGUAGAAGCCUAUACCUGUCCCUGCGUGAGGCGCCACCCCUUUGAUCCAGUUUUCGUCGCCCAGUCAAAUGGAAAUUACGUUGCAAUCUUCUCUUCAUAUCCCCCUUUCAAGCUAAACAAGUACAAGAGGUAUGAAGGCCAUGGGGUAUCAGGCUUUCCCAUUAAGUGCAGCUUCAGCUUGGAUGGAGAGAAGCUUAUCUCAGGCUCUUCAGAUGGUUCUAUAUACUUUUACAACUACAGAUCUUCUGAGUUAGUCAGGAAAAUCAAGGCAUAUGAGCAGCCAUGCAUUGACAUUGCAGUCCAUCCCAUUUUGCCCAAUGUCAUUGCUUCCUGCAGCUGGGGUGGCGAGGUUUCGGUUUUCGAGUGACAUGUUUGAAACUCUUUUCAUUGCAAGGGAAGUCUUCAACUGGCAAGGAAUGCACCAAGAAUGUUAUAGGCAUGGAUUUAAGGCACUUCUAAAAAUCGUGGGUUUUUUUUUUUUUUGUUUUUGUUUUUUGUUUGGUCCUGAAUCUCUAAAAAUUGUAGUUUGAUAUAGAUAGUCAGGUUGUAAUGUAUCGCUUUAAAGGCUACUUAAAAUGUAGAGAAAUUUAGAUGAUAUGCUUCCCUAGUUUUUUCCUCUUAGAAUUGUGUCCCUUUAGGUUUGAAAGAAGGGAGAAUGGAUCUAAAAGUGUUAAAGGAGGGGGAACAUUUCUCUAGUUUUCCUAAAAUAUUUUGGAUCAAUUUAGGUUCUUCUGUAAAAGGGGCUUAUGAUUAGGAAAAUUGGGUCGCUUCAAUGAAGCCCAAAGCAGUUAUUGGAACCCAUUCAUGAAGGCCUUUCUAAGCUGC
Morus notabilis is the source of this 1772-nucleotide messenger RNA. Its product is annotated as WD repeat-containing protein 25. Gene Ontology annotation, molecular function: protein binding. Lineage: Eukaryota; Viridiplantae; Streptophyta; Magnoliopsida; Rosales; Moraceae. The transcript has 4 exons. The coding region runs from base 4 to 1314 and encodes 436 amino acids. The record is from RefSeq and is a predicted model, not a curated record.